Messenger RNA from Penicillium antarcticum, 2022 nucleotides. RefSeq lists its product as uncharacterized. The record is from RefSeq and is a predicted model, not a curated record. The coding region runs from base 1 to 2022 and encodes 673 amino acids. The transcript has 15 exons. NCBI's taxonomy places the organism in Eukaryota, Fungi, Ascomycota, Eurotiomycetes, Eurotiales, Aspergillaceae.
AUGGAACCACAUACAGUCAACAUGGAUCAUACUGAGAUUCCGAUCAUCGACACCGAUGAAUCUCUUUUUGAUGUUCUGCCUAAGCUGUUCAACUUCAUUAGCAUGGCUGUGGGCGACAUGGCAUAUACAUUUGAGCAAAUGCUGUACGGCUCCCAAGGGCACCGUCUCAGACAGCUAGUUCAUGCUUUAGCCGAAGAUAGCCAUAACCCAUUUAUCAUUGUGGCUUUGAUGAUCCUGAAAUGGGAAUUUGACACUGCCAUCGAGGACGACUGGGGUCUCAAUGAGAGCAGAGGUGCAGCAUGUGAGUUCGUUGCUUGGCAAUUCUUGUGUCAUCUGAACCAGCAUGAGACAAUAGAGUUCUUGCUGGAGGAGCUUCCGAUCCCACGCCGCAAUUCUGCAAACUCCUUUGAAACAGAGGCAGGUGUGACAUCUCGAGGUGGCACACAAACCAGCGAAAACGAGACCACGCCCCUUUUAAGCUCAUUCUCUUUGAGUCGUCUUUUCAGUGGUAGGACGAACGAAGUCGGGUCUCCGGGGAACUCACAGGGCACAAACUCGCAGGACGAGACCUACGCUGCCCAGAGAUAUUCCCAAUUUUUCGGAUUGAAUGCAUUGGAGAUCGCAACCAUUGCCCACGCAAAGCGAUUUCUAAGCCAACGAGUUGUUCAGCGGGUUGUUAAUGAUAUCUGGAAAGGGGAGAUAGUGUUCUGGGAUUCUUUGACAGUGCAUUCGACCAAGAAACCCCAACUUUUCAACAGAAGAACAGCAGAUCCGUACUCACGCUUGAGGGUGCCCAUUUACCGCAAAAUUUUCGAGGCAGCUUUUUUCGUCUCAUUUCUUUUCCUCUACUACGCCGUCCUUGUUGAGAGGAAGCAACAUGCCGUUGGUGUUUUCGAGGCUGUGAUGUACGUGUGGAUUGUUGCCUUUGCGUAUGACGAGCUGAGUGGGAUCAUCGAUGCCGGAGUCAUUUUUUACCAAAUGGAUUUCUGGAGCCUGUGGAAUAUCAGUAUUAUUGGAGUCGGAAUGGCAUUUGUCAUAACCCGAGUCAUUGGGCUAGUCAAGGGUGACAACUCCAUGAUUGAACUAUCAUUUGACAUUUUAUCUCUGGAGGCUCUGUUUCUCGUGCCAAGGCAUGUUAUUCGUGGAGCAUGCAUGUCUAAUACCGGUAUUGAAGGAGAUGGUACGGUGAUCUCUCUAGGCUUCGAGCCCAAGGCUGACCACCGAGUGUUUCAGACGAAAGCGUUCUUUAGAUUCUUUCCUGUGGUGAUAGUUUUGUAUAUUGGGUUCUUGACGACAUUUACCAUGCUCGCCCGUGACCGCUUGUCUCUCGAUACAAUGUCACAUUUAUUAGUGAAGGUGUUCUUUGGUUCAAGCGUUCUUGGCUUGGACACCGCGUCUGAAAUCUCCCCAAUCUUCGGCUACGGCUUGAUGCUUAUUUUCGCAUUGAUGACCAAUACACUCAUUCUCUCAUCCUUGAUCAGUUUGAUGAGUAUGAGCCUUGAAGGGGUAAUGCGUCAUGCCCGAGAAGAAUAUCUCUUUCAGUUGGCGAUCUAUGUUUUGGAAAGCAGUAAUUCUCGACGACUGACAUACUUCAUGCCACCCCUGAAUCUAAUUCCCCUGCUUUGUAUCCGCCCCAUGCGAAUUUUCUUGUCUGCGGGAACUGUUCGCCGCGUGCGCAUUGUCUUACUUCGGGCCACGCAUCUUCCCUUUGUCGCGUUGAUAUGGGCAUAUGAGUCGAAGUGGCAACAGCCGCGGCGACACAACAGUCGGCUGCCCCCAAUGUCGGCACGCGCCUAUCGUACUUCUGCAAACGAGGCGACUGUGUCUAGGUGCCAGGACCCACACCACCCCUCCGUAAGGACAGUUGAAACAAGUCUGGGCCCUGGAAAAGAACGCAGUGUGGAUCAGCAAGCCGCGCGUGAAUCUGGCAUGGAGCAGAGGCAAUCACAAUUUACGGACUUGAUCGACACGAUAGAACGAUUACGAGCUCAAGUGGAUGCAAUUGCCGCACGACAAAACUAA